UGCUGCUGCCCUGAUUACACCGUGUACUUUCCUCGCACGUUUCUGUGUCCCCUCUCUCUCACUACUCCCCGCCCUCAAGAAGAAAAAAAAUAAGGCAAUUAUACAACUCACUCUCCCCCCUCCUCCCCGGCUACCUCUCCUAUCAACAUAUACUGCUUCUUCCACAUGCAGUGGAGUACUGGGCCCCGGUGCACCGGCUCCAGCCAUGUCGGCGAGGAAUGCAGCGGCUGGUGGCGGUGACAGAGCGAUAGGGGAACGGACAGGGGACGUGCUGGUGGAGCAAAACCAAAGCCUCUCUUUGUCGGUGCCCAGCUUGAUGCCUGCCUCCUCAGCUGCUGCUCUGUCCUCGGGCACAGAGCUGCCUCGCAAACGCAAGGGCAGUAUGGACACCCAAGAAACCAAAUCGUCCUCUUUCCUGGAUGUGGAGAUGGAUGAGGAUCCGGACGGGUCUGAAGGAGAGGACCAACACGUGAAGAUCAAGUGCUUCAGGGAGCCCCACAGUCAGAUUGAGAAGCGACGGCGAGACAAGAUGAACAACCUUAUCGAUGAGCUGUCUGCCAUGAUCCCCACCUGCAACCCCAUGUCCCGCAAGCUGGACAAGCUGACGGUGCUGCGAAUGGCCGUGCAGCACCUCAAGUCUCUCAAAGGUUCCACCAGUUCCUUUACAGAAGCCAACUACAAGCCGUCCUUCCUCCCCGACGAGGAGCUCAAGCACUUGGUCCUCAAGGCUGCAGAUGGGUUUUUGUUUGUGGUGGGCUGUGAUCGAGGUAAAAUAGUCUUUGUCUCAGAGUCCGUCAGCAAGAUACUCAACUACUGUCGGACGGAGCUGAUUGGUCAGAGUCUGUUUGACUAUGUCCACCCUAAGGACAUCAGCAAGGUGAAGGAGCAGCUGUCUGCUUCGGAGCUCUACCCUCGUGAGAGACUCAUAGAUGCCAAGACGGGGCUCGAGGUGCAGGCUGAGCUCCCUCUGGGUGCUGCCCGUCUGGGCUCAGGGGCUCGCCGCUCCUUCUUCUGCCACAUGAAGUACAACAAGGUCUCCGUCAAGAUCGAGAAGAAGGAGUUCCAGCCCAGCAGCUCCAAAAAGAAAGAGUCUCAGCGGUACUGCACGGUCCACUGCACAGGAUACAUGCGGAGCUGGCCCUCCAGCCAGCUGGGGAUGGAGGGGGAGGGGGAGGCCGACAAGGACAGCUCCCACUUCAGCUGCCUGGUGGCAGUCGGCCGGGUCCACCCCCGGCUCUACCCCCAGGCCAAUGGGGAGGUUCGAGUCACACCCACUGAGUUUGUCACACGCUACGCCAUGGACGGCAAGUUCACCUUCGUCGACCAACGUGCCACCACCAUUCUGGGCUAUCUCCCCCAGGAGCUGCUGGGUACCUCCUGCUAUGAGUACUUCCAUCAGGAUGACCUACCACAUCUAGCGGACCGCCAUCGUAAAGUGCUGCGGUGUAAAGAAAGAAUUGACACAAAUUGCUAUAAAUUCAAAACAAAAUAUGGCUCUUUUGUCACUCUACGAAGUCAGUGGUUUAGUUUUGUAAAUCCUUGGACCAAAGAAGUAGAAUACAUAGUGUCAACUAAUACCGUCAUAUUAAGCGACCACAGUAGCCCGGGUAGAGCAGAAGUGAACCCUCAACAGACAAGCCUUCCCAAGACCUCUGAAGAUGACUGUAAGAAGUCUCUUCCCAUCAUCCCUGGGAUCCCUAACACCCCUGGUACCAUGAUCUACGCCGGCAGCAUCGGCACGCACAUUGCUAACGAGCUGCUAGACUAUAACAGGAUGAACUCAUCCCCAUCCAGUGGUAAUGUCAGUCCCUUCAACAUGCAUCAGGAUAAGUCGCCAAUGACUCAUCCCCAGACCAGCAGCAACGUGCCAAACGGAGAGGCGAUGGACAAUGAGAUGCCAGGAAAGUCCAACACUGAGGACGAACUGCAGGAUGGUCCUGUCUCUGCUGGAGAAUCACUGGGGGACAACGCUCAGCUGGACCUGGACAGUGUUGUGGGCCCCGGGCUCGGUGGCCUUAGCAACGACGAGGCCGCCAUGGCGGUCAUCAUGAGCCUGCUGGAGACGGACGCCAACCUGGGCGAGGCUGUGGACUUCGACGAGAUGCACUGGUCACUCUAGAACGUCUCAGGGGCCUCUGUGUAAUCUCCUCCUUCAUCCAUCAGACCAUCAAUUUUUU
Messenger RNA from Hypomesus transpacificus, 2177 nucleotides. It is a transcript of the gene bmal2, whose product is annotated as aryl hydrocarbon receptor nuclear translocator-like 2. Gene Ontology annotation, molecular function: DNA-binding transcription factor activity, RNA polymerase II-specific; RNA polymerase II cis-regulatory region sequence-specific DNA binding; protein dimerization activity. NCBI's taxonomy places the organism in Eukaryota, Metazoa, Chordata, Actinopteri, Osmeriformes, Osmeridae. The coding region runs from base 206 to 2119 and encodes 637 amino acids. The transcript is spliced from 17 exons. The record is from RefSeq and is a predicted model, not a curated record. Gene Ontology annotation, cellular component: transcription regulator complex; cytoplasm; nucleus. Gene Ontology annotation, biological process: regulation of transcription by RNA polymerase II.